This is a messenger RNA of Guillardia theta CCMP2712, 582 nucleotides long. RefSeq lists its product as hypothetical. Gene Ontology annotation, biological process: cell wall mannoprotein biosynthetic process; protein N-linked glycosylation. The record is from RefSeq and is a predicted model, not a curated record. Lineage: Eukaryota; Cryptophyceae; Pyrenomonadales; Geminigeraceae. Gene Ontology annotation, cellular component: Golgi apparatus; membrane. Gene Ontology annotation, molecular function: alpha-1,2-mannosyltransferase activity. The transcript has a single exon. The coding region runs from base 1 to 582 and encodes 193 amino acids.
AUGAAUUUCUUCUCCGAGGCGCCAACACAAGGACUGGGAUACAGAAACAUGUGCAGGUUCUUCUCUGGUCCCAUCUUCCAUACUAAAGCUCUUGGGAGCAUGGAGUACUACAUGCGGCUCGACACGGACUCCUUCCUCCUUGCUCCACUUCCUCGGGACCCCUUCCUCGCCAUGAACGAGACUGGAGGCGCUUACGGCUUCCUAGCGCGGGCGGUGGAGCACCCGUCGCUCAGCGCAGGGCUCUACGAGGCCGUCAGGGGAGUAGCGGGGAGGCUCGACAAGACAGGGCAGGCGCCCAGCUCGGAGGAACUGCUGGUGCAUCGAGGGUUGCUAGGGAGUCAGCUGGGGAGAUGGGAUGGCUCCUUCUUCUACAACAAUCUGGAGGUUCUGCAUCUCCCCUUCUGGAGGAGCCCAGCUCAGCUCGAGAUCUUCGACGCCCUCGACAGACUUGGCGGCUUCCUGAGGAGCAGGUGGGGGGAUGGGCCUGUGCGCACCCUGUCCCUGGCCUUCACAGGGACCAAGCGCGAGCUCGUGCGGUUUGACGACGUCCCCUAUUGGCAUCAGAACUUAGUCCUCUUGUAA